GUGACCCACACAUAUGCACUGCCAUGAGCCCUCUCUUCCUUCUACUAUAAAUCCAUUGCCUGCUCAACACAAACUUCUUCAUCUUAUCUGCAAGCAACAUCACAAUCUACGCCACACUUUCAGAAUUUCAGUACCAAAGUGAAAUUUAGCUAGCCAAGAACACAUCAGACUCAACCAUGAUCCAUCCAAAGAAGCUUGCUCAGCUGGCCAAGAAGUGGCAGAGGAAGGUCUCAGCCGGAGCUGGUGGCCAGCAAGCCGACGAGUGCUGCAGCACAGUCGCUGACAAGGGACACUGUGUGGUAUACACCGCCGAAGGGGCACGGUUCGAGGUCCCGCUGGCAUACCUUGCCACGACGGUGUUCGGCGAACUCCUGAGGAUGUCUGGGGAGGAGUUCGGCUUCACGAGCAGCGAGGGAGGCAGGAUCACUCUGCCCUGCGAUGCUGCGGUUAUGGAGUAUGUCUUGUGCUUGGUGAGGAGAGAUGCCUCUGAGGAGGUCGAGAGGGCGUUCUUGAGCUCCAUUGCUGGGCAUUGCCAUGGCCAAGAAGCAUCAAUGGGACGCACCAAUCAAUUUGCUCUUUGUAUUUAGCUUAGGUACU
This is a messenger RNA of Lolium rigidum, 597 nucleotides long. Its product is annotated as auxin-responsive protein SAUR36-like. Bases 177 to 587 code for a protein of 136 amino acids. Gene Ontology annotation, biological process: response to auxin. NCBI's taxonomy places the organism in Eukaryota, Viridiplantae, Streptophyta, Magnoliopsida, Poales, Poaceae. The transcript has a single exon. The record is from RefSeq and is a predicted model, not a curated record.